Messenger RNA from Camelina sativa (false flax), 1657 nucleotides. RefSeq names its product protein EMSY-LIKE 2. Gene Ontology annotation, cellular component: nucleus. Lineage: Eukaryota; Viridiplantae; Streptophyta; Magnoliopsida; Brassicales; Brassicaceae. Gene Ontology annotation, biological process: defense response to fungus. The record is from RefSeq and is a predicted model, not a curated record.
AGUUCCGACCAAACUAAUAAGGUUUCUCUCUCCUCCAACUUGGGAACUUCCCCGGUCGUCGAUCUUCUCUCUCUCUCUCUCUCUCUCUUUAUCGCACGCUCUGGUGCUCCGCCAACUAAAAGCACUAACUACAUACACUUGCGCUUUCUAAAGAUCAAUCUUUGUCGCUUCCUAUAGCCAAUUAAAAACAAAAAAAUUGUUUCUUUUUGUCAAUUUCUCGAAUUCCCAACGAAUUUUAUCCGUUCAUCACUCGCACAGUCGGAUCUCAUCGACCCUUUAUUGCGUCUCUCCGUUGGGAUUCAAUAUUUUCCUCUUCGAUUAACUAGGGUUUCUGUGUUAAAGAUUUCGCUUUUACGGAAGGAUUCUGAAUACAGCGAAGAAGGUUUGAAGAAAAGGGGGUAGUUUCAUCUGAAUGUAAAAGUGUAUGGUAGGUCUACACAUUGAUAUGGAAGCGCAGAUUCAUGUUCUUGAGCAGGAAGCUUAUUAUGCUGUCUUAAGGGCUUUGAAAGCUCAGGCUGAUACUCUCUCUUGGGAGAAAGCAAGCAUGAUGACAAGUCUACGUAAAGAAUUGAGGGUAUCUGAUGAUGAACACCGAGAGAUGUUGAACAAUGUCCAAAAUGACGAUAUCAUCGAAAGAAUUAAUGAUUCGAGAAAGGGAAAUAAACAGUCCCUCGCUGUUGUUCCUAGUCCGACUUUUUCAGCUUCUCGGAAGAAACAGAAGACGUUCCAAUCCUAUCCGUCGAUUGGUUCUACUAGGAACAGGAUAAUCAGUAACCGUGUAGUAACAGCAAACGAACCUGCUGAAGCUCUUAUUGGAAGAAAAGUGUGGACAAAAUGGCCUGAAGACAACAGCUUCUAUGAAGCAGUAGUUACACAAUACAAUGCAGAUGAGGGUCGACAUGCGUUGGUAUAUGAUAUAAACACAGCGAAUGAGACAUGGGAAUGGGUUGAUCUUAAGGAGAUUCCACCGGAAGAUAUAAAAUGGGACGGAGAGGAGAAUGGUGUAACUCUAAAUGUACGGCAUGGCGGUGGAACAACCCGUGGGAGUCGAGCAACCUUAAGUCAUGGUGGUAGAGGGAGAGGUCCAAGAAUUCAGCCAAGAAGAGAACAUUUAGCAACAGAAAACGGUGGUGGGAGGAAGUUUAUGGAUGAGAUUGAAUUGUUCAACACAGACUCACUUGUGAAAGAGGUCGAGAGAGUUUUUGAUUCCAACCUUCCUAAUCCGCAUGAGCUUGAUAAGGCCAAGAAACUACUCAAGGAACAUGAACAGGCUCUUAUUGCUGCCAUUGCAAGGCUUGCGGAUGCUUCUGAUUACGAAAGCGAUGGAGAAGAACCGUAUUCGCAUGAGCUUACAAUGCUUGGAUGACAGUGGGAUAAAGAAAGAGAUUCACCAUCAUCAAUCUUAGGAAAAAAAUGACCUGCAAUAUUUCUUUUUUCUUCUUCUUCUUCUUCUUCUUCUUCUUCUGCUUUGCUUUGCGGGAUCCCUGCAAAAAGAUUUUGUUCAUCUGAUCCACUUGAUGAACAUCAUUAGUAUUCUUCUAGGUUGUGUGUUUCAGAAUGUAUGAAAAAUAAUACCUAGGAAUUUUGUAUGUAAAGAGACUAUUAACGAUAUUUUUUCCACCCCUUUUUGAAAACAUAAGAUUUUGUCAGCUGGUAA